AUGCCAGUACAUCGCCCGAUGCCGUGAAGAGGAGCCACUGGUGCAACGUGGCCUAUUGGGAGCCCCGGACACGCGUCGGCCGCCUCUACACAGUGUACGAACAGUCUGUCAGUAUAUUUUAUGACCUACCUCAAGGAAACGGCUUCUGCCUCGGACAGCUAAACCUGGAAAACAGGAGCGAGACUGUGAGAAGGACUCGAAGUAAAAUCGGCUAUGGGAUUUUACUUAGCAAGGAACCGGACGGUGUGUGGGCUUACAACCGCAGCGAGCAUCCCAUCUUCGUCAACUCCCCGACACUGGACAUCCCCAACUGUAGGACUUUGAUAGUGCGCAAGGUGAUGCCGGGCUAUUCCAUCAAGGUGUUUGACUAUGAGAAGUCCUGCCUCUUGCAGCACACGGCUGAUCUGGAUUACGUGGACGGGCCCUACGACCCGAACAGCGUGCGGAUUAGCUUCGCCAAAGGCUGGGGGCCGUGUUACUCCAGACAGUUUAUCACGUCGUGUCCUUGUUGGCUGGAGAUUUUACUCAGUAACAAUCGAUAACGGUCAGCCUCUGACGAAAGGAAAAAGAAAAAAAAAGACACAGACUAUCCCAAA
Molecule: messenger RNA, 596 nt
Organism: Cariama cristata (Red-legged seriema)
Lineage: Eukaryota; Metazoa; Chordata; Aves; Cariamiformes; Cariamidae
Gene: SMAD6
Product: SMAD family member 6
Exons: 1
Biological process (GO): anatomical structure morphogenesis; cell differentiation; regulation of transcription by RNA polymerase II
Cellular component (GO): heteromeric SMAD protein complex
Molecular function (GO): transcription regulator inhibitor activity; I-SMAD binding
Source: RefSeq, a predicted model, not a curated record